AGUCAUUUUUUGAGAAUACAUGCACCGAAAAACUUCAAAUGUGAUGAAUGCCCAAAGACUUUUGGAUCAGCAGGAAUUUUAUCUACUCACAAAAUGGAAAGCCACAAUGCUGGUUUAGUAUGCGCUGAAUGCGGAAAGGUGUUCAACCAUCGGAAUACAUUGAAAAUGCAUGAAAAAAGCCACUAUGUAAGACUUAUGUGCCAAAUAUGUGGUAGAGUUUAUAAAAAUCACAAUACGUAUAAAAAGCAUAUUGAUAAUCAAAUCUGUGAGGCUCCUACGAGGCGGUCUCAAGCUGAUGCAAAGUUCGAGUGUGAUUACUGCCAUAAAAAAUAUUCCCAAAAAAUGACUUUACGAGUACACAUUCAGUAUGAACAUGGGAACUAUAAGUAUCUUGAAUGUAAAUGGUGCAAUAAGAAAUUUUGGUGCAAAAGUCGUUUAAAUGCACAUAUAGUUAAACAUACAAAGGAACGGAAUUUUACAUGCACAACAUGUAAUGGAAAAUUUGUUACUAAAGAGUCAUUAUUAUAUCAUACUCGCAUUCAUACAGGGGAACGUCCAUAUAAAUGCCCCCAUUGUGAUUGUAGAUUCCUCAAUUCAUCUCGUAGAGCUACUCAUGUUAGAAGUCAACACAUGGAUCCGAUUGUGCAGUGCGAUAUUUGUCAAGCAAAAUUCAAAUCGUUCCACUUCUUGCAUAAGCAUAAAAAGUUACAUAACGAGCUGGAUAUCAAACCAACCAAUAAAUCAGAGAAAGGUCAAAGACAGAUAAGUGAGAAACAUUUAGUCAAAAGAGGUGAAGCUAUAGGAAAAGUAAUAUUUGUUACGGACCAAUUAACUUCUGAAAAUAUUAAAUUAGAUUUGGGUGAUGAGGAAAAUGUGGAACUAAAAUCCAAUACAGACCGAUCUGAGUAUGUGUAUCAAUAUCAAUUUGGUGACGGGCAAGAUUUGGAACAAGAUCAACAAAUAUAUCUUGAAGUUACAGACGAUGAUGAUGUUAUAAAAGUUUCUGAAAACAUUGAAGUGUAAUUAGAUCAUGUGUUGUUCAUGUUUGGAAAUGUUGGACCAAUAUUGUUAAGAAAACUGAAAUUGUGGUAUUAAUCAGGAAAAUCUUGAACUAGAAGCUUUAGGGCGCAUUUAUUCGACGCAAUUUUAUCGCGCUCACCCCCCGAUUGGAGCCCGCGUUGCCGCCGCGCAUGACCGCGUGCAUCUAACUGUCAUGGCAAAAUACGCUCUAUUUGUUUAGCUUUUACGUUUUAAUUUUAAAGAACGUCUUGGGCACGCGGGCGAGUCUAGCUUGAAUUUGGUCUACGCGGCGGCGGCGGUCGCGAGGUUGUAUUAUUCAAAGGAAUUUAAAUCUUGUUGCUUAGAUAAAAGAGUAAGUAAAUAAAAUUCAGAUUCACUGUUAAUGUACAUGAAGGCGUGGUAACUGGGCGGUCGCCGCGCGGAAUCUGUCGGCACUUAAGAGUUCUGCAAUAGCAGUAUGAGUGUCUAGAACAAGUUAUCCAUGUAUUCUCAUUUACUCCUUACAUAUAUAUAGAACAAAUAUAUUUAUUGUAAUAUAGAUUUUAUGAUUCACGUAAUAUUCCUAUGUUACAUUAAUUCAUCAUUUGAUAUCGAAUAUAUUUCUUUAUAUAUAAUUUUGAAUAGAACUAAUAAAUUGUAAAUAACAUAACAUACACAAGUUACAUUUAAAUU
Molecule: messenger RNA, 1692 nt
Organism: Hyposmocoma kahamanoa
Lineage: Eukaryota; Metazoa; Arthropoda; Insecta; Lepidoptera; Cosmopterigidae
Product: gastrula zinc finger protein XlCGF7.1-like
Exons: 1
Coding region: 94-1023 (309 amino acids)
Biological process (GO): regulation of transcription by RNA polymerase II
Cellular component (GO): nucleus
Molecular function (GO): DNA-binding transcription factor activity, RNA polymerase II-specific; RNA polymerase II transcription regulatory region sequence-specific DNA binding
Source: RefSeq, a predicted model, not a curated record